AACGACUGAGCGAGUGUCAGUGAACGGUAUGUAUACACUAUACAGCCUCAGGCCCUCAGGCCCAGGGCGCCAUCCGCCGCCAUCGUCAACGAACAAUAAACAAAUGCCAUAUAUAUAAAUCCCAACCUGAAUCCAAUUUUUUUAAAUAGAGGCAAUAUAGGGUUGAGAUUACUAAUAUCGACACAGUAGACGCUUUCAAAAACAAUAGUACGGAUAUAUUGCAGUCUUGGUAUACGCAAGUAUGGCUUCAGGAAAUGAUGCCAACGAUGUCUGCCUGCACGCAAUGUUUCGCGAGCAGGUAGCCAGAACACCUGACAACAUCGCACUUAUCAGCAAAGACCGGUCCAUAACUUAUAAAGCCCUAGAUGAAGCUUCUGACCGACUUGCUGCGUCACUAAUAAGACAUGGCGUGAAGAAGGACAGCUGUGUAGGUAUCCUUAUGGAUCGAUCCCUUGAAUAUGCUCUCACAUAUGUGGCUAUAUUGAAAGCUGGAGGUGCAUACCUGGUUUUGGAUCCCGCAUAUCCCGAGGAUCUCUUAGCGAACGUACUGAAAAGUUCAAAGCCCACUGUUGUAGUAUGCAAGCGCAACUUGGCUGGGAGACUGCCAGAGACAAGUCCCGUAAUUGUACUGAAGACGAAUCCGUUUGAUGCCAAGAAUUCUGUGGAUCAGAUCACUGAAGAGG
Sphaeroforma arctica JP610 is the source of this 683-nucleotide messenger RNA. RefSeq lists its product as hypothetical. The record is from RefSeq and is a predicted model, not a curated record. NCBI's taxonomy places the organism in Eukaryota, Ichthyosporea, Ichthyophonida. The transcript has a single exon. The annotation marks the transcript as partial.